AUGGCUUCACCAAUGCCCGCUCACUCCAGUGGCUGGAACAACACGUCUGUUGCCGGCGACGCUGACGACUAUGGCGUGCAGACCAAGUUUAUGAACUUAAAGGUGCACUACACGUUCGACAAAGAGGCCAAGGUUAAUUGCCUCGCCAGAGGCUCCCAGCCCUUGCAGGUCCAGACGGUCCCGAUUGAUGACACAAACUCUAUUGGCGUCGUCGACCUGAGGGCUUGCGUACAUGUUAUUGCCGAGUGCAGCCCGGAGCUGACGAACCACGAGUGCGACUACACCAUCUACGCAAUUGAUUAUUCCGAGCCUGAUCUGCCUCUGGUCGGACAAGGCCUGCUAUCAUGGGUCUUUCAGUCGAUGCGGCCCGACUUUGGGAACCAUCAGCCCAAGAUGGUGACGGGCCGUGUAACGAGAAAUGUAUUGGGUGUGUUUGGUGGUGGCAACAGGGAGACGCUCGAGGUCAGGUUGAAGCUGUCUGAGACAGCCAGAAUCCAGCGUUCCAUCACAUACGCCUCUUCCGUGGACCAGCAGCCAGUAAGGCCUAUGGAGCAGGUCUUGACACCCGGUGCUGCCUCAGAAUGGAACUCUCUGGUCCAGUCGAACCCACAGAUGGCCCAACAGACGAGCCAGAACCAUGGACCCCCACCACCGUUGGUUAGGCAGGGCUCCUUUGGCCCGAGCUACAACCAAGCGUCUACACAAGAGCUGCCGAGGUUGGCUCCCAUUCCCAUCGAACCUCAGUCUCAGUCCAUGCCUGGCGUCCCGGCACCCUCAUCACGACCAUCUAGUAGAGCGUCAAAUAGGCCGUCCCGGAGGAAGCCACCCACAGGUAGGCCUCGAGGCAGGCCACGAAAGAAACCCGCUGAAGGCAACACAUCCGGCUAUGAGGACGGAACUGAAGGAGAAGAGGCCGCGCCCGCCAAGGAGGAUGAGCCUGUCAAGAAGAGGGCAAAGGUGACCAAGGUGGACAAGUCGGACGCGAAUCCCUUCGCUGCCGAGCCCGAAUCCCUCAGGGUUGCUGCGAGCAAUUCCAGCUCCCUGCGAAACUUUCGACCCAUUGCCAUCAAUAGCGACAGUGUGACAGGUAGCCAUCUGCAGGAGGUCCCUCGAGCUCCCACACCCGUUCCUAACGGUCGUCUCAGGGCGGUACCAGGACGAGAGCCCAGCUCCCUCAAGCGACGUGAAUCCGCACUGAGCCAGCCGCCCGUAUCAAGCUUUGCCACGAGCGAGGCUAGCCGCUUUGCAUCUCCCGGCAUGGAUGACGAUAGAUCACCAGAGUCCAUGGCCCCAACCCCAAACUACCCCGACGACAGCCCCGCUGAUAUUGGAUCCUCACCACCAGUUCAGCAGGCGACGCCCUAUAUGCGAUCUAGCCCGCCUCCCUCAAGCCCAGUGCUACCCCCGAUGCCAACAAUGGCCCCUGGCGAGCAUGAGCACAGCAUUCCGGGAAAUGAUAUGAGUGAGCUUUUCGGAGAAGGAGAUCAGGCCGUUUUGGAAGAGCUACCACCGCCACAGCGCGCUCACAAGGCUCCAAAGCAGAGCGUGCCCGUUCAGGUUUUCCAGCUCCAGGACGGCCCCAGCGGCCAGGACCUAGUGCAUCUUCUCACAUACAAUACUCCCUAUCCGACGUCAAAUAACCCUGGCCCUACAGAAGGCUCGUUACCACCUCCGCCGAAAGGGGGCCCAAGCCGGCCACAGAUGAAUGGCCAAUCUACGAAAAGGAAGAGACCGCAACCGACAUCGCCAAUGUUGGGCCCAACUCCACCACCUACGACAGAUGCCAUUGAAAGGCCCAUGAGCCCGGCCCUGACCUCUACCCCUGCUCCAAUUCAGGCUCCCACUCCCAUUCCUCUUCCCGCACCUACUCAAGCGCAUACCUUGGCGCAUUUUACUACGGCUACAUCACCCGUCAACGCCGUUGAUGCCCCGAACCAGACUUCUGCGCAUCCUCGCGAGUCAGGAUCGGCUUCUACAUCUCCUCCUGAACUCUCACAAGUCACCCCCGCGACGGAUGACAUCUUCAACGACCCCAUAGUACAACUCGCCUCUACAUUUUCCUCGAAAGAAGCCGCCCCUCCAUUCGUUCGACCGCCAUCACGAUCUUCGCAGCCGCCUCAAUCAAGACCGCAAACCUCCAAACCCAAGUACCCUCGCCAGCUGAGUCGAUCUCAAUCCGCGGGCCCGCUUAUCCUGCCAUCCAGCGAUCCCGCUGGGCCGUCAAGCCUAUCACAGCCCCCAGCUAACGCUUCGGACCGUCCAUCUUCGGUAGGAGGUGUUGACGUCCGUCGGCCGAGUUCUAUGGGGACGUUGGCUUUGCCAAUGCCUGAGCCUCGUGCUGAAUCCACGUCUGAGUCUCCGGUAGACCCUGCCCCUUUAGUAAACUCAGCGGCUCCUGAGGAGCCAUGCCCUCCAAGCGAUUUUCUUCCGGCGCCAUCCUCACCCCCUGCGCAACGAUCAAAUAAAAACAUUGUGAAAAAGCAUGCCAUCAAGCAACGCCUUGAAGAGGCCAUCAUGAAUGGAGAAAUGCCUCCGUUCUGCAGCAACUGCGGUGCCAUUGAAACCCCUACAUGGAGGAAGAUUUGGAUUCAAGAACGCGACGGCGUUCCGGAGCGUUGCGAGUAUUCUGAAAAGCCGGGGAAGAUUACGGCUGUGGAGGUUUUACGGCGUGAUGAUGAGGGCAAACCGACACUUCAUCGUGUCGUCAAAAAGAGUCUGGCCAUUACCGACGAGAGGACCAAGUGGCAGGAGGCUCUGCUUUGCAACCCUUGUGGCAUUUGGCUUACCAAGUGCAAAACUCACCGGCCCCCUGACAGGUGGGAUAAAGAUGCCUCUCGGCUAGGCCAAGAGCGACGGAAGAGAGGCACCGGCCGAAGCACAUCUCGGGCGAAGAAGAAUCGUCCAAAGGAUGACGGUCCUCUCAAUCUCACUUCGGAAGCCUAUCUCCCCACAGAUGCGUUUGAGCCAGUAGCACCCUCGUCGCCAAAAAUGAGCGAAGCGGUUCCUGCAGACUUGAACUCAUUAUCGGUACCAGAGAUGAACGAAAGUCAGCAAGCUGAACAGUUUAUUGUGAAUGAUGGACUGGACGUGAUAUCACAGCCAGGAUCAACCCAUUCUCAGGGCAGCGGGACUGCUCAGAGCCCUAUCGAUAUCGAAUUUGACGAAAUGGCCGGCAGUACGAGGAGAUUGCUAUUUCCAUCUCCUAGAAAAGACGGAGUCCCAAAGGUGCUUUGCGACGUUGACGUUAAUGUCGUUCAGACUGCAGAGUGCCGACCAGGAGAACAUCUCAAAGGCGACCAAGAGAAUGCUGCCAUGCCAGGAUCGCGCGAGAGUGUUGGCAAACUAGACGACCUGGAUGCUCUAUUUAACAGCCCCUUCAAAGGACGACCGUCCACCCCGCCACCUGAUGCAGCGCCUACAACGGCUGAGCCUUUCAAGACCCCUACACGGCCUACCCCAAGCCAUAGACCCAUCACUAGAAGUGUAUCCAAGUCCUUGCGAUCGGCCAAGUCAAUGCUUUCGCCAAGCCAGCAUGCAGUCGAGCAGACUCCCACCAAGACGCCGAGAUCUUUACUGAGAAUUCCCAGCAGCAGCGCUAGGAGACGCAGCCCGCGGAUCAAUCAGGGGAACUUUGACGUCUUUGAUUCCCCUAUUAGUCGAAGCAUUGUGCAACUGCUUUCAGAGGGCAACGCUUUGGGGGAAAACGAGAUGGACCUCAGCAGCCUACCUGGGCUGGGGGGACACAACGAUGAGCUGAUUGACUUUGGCAAUCUCUUGAGCACCGAUGACAUUAUGCCCAGUUCAUCCCCUAAGAAUGGAUCUAUGGGACUAAGUUUCGAUUACGACGGCGCUGCUAAUAACAUUGCCGAUUGGAUGGACAGUGUCAUAAAGAAGCUAAAAUGA
This is a messenger RNA of Trichoderma breve, 3903 nucleotides long. RefSeq lists its product as uncharacterized. The transcript is spliced from 3 exons. Bases 1 to 3903 code for a protein of 1300 amino acids. Lineage: Eukaryota; Fungi; Ascomycota; Sordariomycetes; Hypocreales; Hypocreaceae. Gene Ontology annotation, biological process: silent mating-type cassette heterochromatin formation; regulation of transcription by RNA polymerase II; rDNA heterochromatin formation. Gene Ontology annotation, molecular function: zinc ion binding. The record is from RefSeq and is a predicted model, not a curated record.